Messenger RNA from Galendromus occidentalis (western predatory mite), 2926 nucleotides. RefSeq names its product PHD and RING finger domain-containing protein 1. Bases 5 to 2764 code for a protein of 919 amino acids. The record is from RefSeq and is a predicted model, not a curated record. Lineage: Eukaryota; Metazoa; Arthropoda; Arachnida; Mesostigmata; Phytoseiidae. The transcript has 6 exons.
CGUGAUGUCGCGCAGCGAUUCUUCAUCAAGCGAUAUUGGCCCAGGACGAGGGCUGGGAAAAAGAGUGCGGCCUUCGAGUUCCGAGUCUUCAGACGAUAGUCUGAUCGUGUCUCGCAAGAAGAAUGUCAAAAGACGAGCCUUGAGUGAGUCCUCCGACCCGGAUGGCGAGAUCGAAUGGCGGAAGAGGCGGAAAAACAGAUCCGACUCGAAGCCUGUGAUCGCGAGCGAGUCCGACAGUGACUCAGGAUCUCUUGGAGAUGCACCGGCUUGCCCCAUUUGCCUGGGGAAGCUGUACGAGACAACUUUACAAGGUCGUCCUGAGUCGUGUGACCACACUUUCUGCAUAGAAUGCAUCACUGCGUGGAGCAAGAACAACUCGACUUGUCCAUUAUGCCGGAACUCUUUCUCAAAAAUAAAAAUCAGUCUGCGCGGUGACAUUCUGGAAGAGUUACCGGUGAAGACAGUCGAGCCAGAAAUCAAUGAAGCGGAUCAAUUUCUCAAUGAUAUCCUUUGCCUCGUCUGCCACCGUUCUGAUCAAGAGGACACGUUGUUGCUCUGUGACGAGUGCGACGACGCGUACCAUUGCUCUUGUUUGACACCUCCAUUGCGGAGCGUACCUGUUGGUCAAUGGUUCUGCCCCCGAUGCCGCGAACAGGACAUAGACUCGGAUGGUGACGACGAAGAUUUCGUUCUUCUCGGGGAUUAUUCCCUGUAUGUACCUCGGACGAGAGCGACUGAGAGAGUUCGGCGAAGCGUUCAGUCAACGCGACGCACAACAACUCGGCAAACGAACCGUUCCUCUCGGAGAGGUCGUGGGGGUACACAGAGAACCUCGACCACCAGACGUACGACAAGCACCAGGAAGCGUAAAUCCACUGCCACAACCAAGCGAAAGAAGACACGCCGGAGAGCUACGCGCAAACGGAAAGGUGGUCGCAGAUUGACUAUACUCAGAAAAGCUUACGCGGCCUCCAGCGACCAGCAAUGGCGGAUCGCAAGGUCUCUGGGGCUCUCGGACAGACUGCUGCAUAAGUUGAACAGGAACAACAUCAGUUUCCCCGUACUUUCGACGGAAGAACCGUCAACCAGUAGAGGAACAUCAUCCCGGGCAGAGUCGUCCGGUCAUCGUCGAUCGCUGCUCGGCGUAGCCCCCAAUUUGACCAUAUUUGGGGAUAACAAUAGCUUCGAGCCACAGGGUUCAAGCGGAGACGACGAACCUCUCGCUAGGAGACAAGAAACCCACACUAAGAAAGAAGAUCGAGCUGGGUGCAGCUCUGCCUCUGGUGUAGACUUUCUCGGCGGUCUCUUGGAGAAACAGUCAGUUCUCUUGGACAAGAAAUCUGAACUGAAGAUGGACAGUCAGGGCACCUUGCGUCUCGUUGGCGGGAAAGAGUUAGAGGCUAUGGCAGCUUCGUCGGGCCGAAGAAGCUCGGAAGACAGUCUCUCGUCGAAGGCGAAGAGCCUAAAAGUCGGACAGGCUGCACCUCGGGCUUCUUCCAGCGCCUUGGAAUACGACACCCGGUAUAAACCGCAGCGAGUCUCCCGUGUUUCAGGAUCCACUGUCACCGCUAUUUCACGCAGCAUCGAGGACGUGGUGAACAGUAAUCAUGUCGAGAGAGGGGAGCCGGAAGCUACGAGCCAGAAGAAAUCGAAGAAAAAUAAAUUUUCGAGUGUCCCAUACGCAGAUGAAGCGCACAAUGUGGCAAGAGGGAAGGCGAUCGAGGAAUCGCAAGGAUGGAUAAACUCCCUCAAGCUGACUGUGCCAAAGGUCAUAAAUUCCCUGAGUAUAUUCCGCGAUCUCGACGGCGAACAGCCCUCUACCUCCAGAACGGAUAGCAAUUAUUAUCGGCGCUCUGAGGUAAAAUCCGAGCCCGUCAGGGUGAAGGAAGAGCCCAGAGAUAACGACGAAACCUGUGAUAGCUCCUCGCAUCGAGGCCACCGUGAACAGAGAGAAGUCCCGCGCUCGAGUGAUAAGAGAUACUCCGCACCCGUCUUGGACUUAUCCCGGAUCAAGAUCGAGCCCGUGGACUACUCCGCUCCCCAGCCACCUCAAACAUCGUCUACGACUAUCGAGGUCCACAUGGAGGCAGAGCCAACCGUUAAAUCCGAGGUCUCGGAUGACGCUCCUAUCGGCGACUUGGAUAAUGUGGGACGGCCUCUCGGGCUCGAUGACGGCUCGUUCCCACUUGUCGACCAAUUGAAAGCGUCACCGACAGUCAAGUACGAAAGUGCGGAGGAUUUUGUGGGACCUGAAACUAAAUUUUCGCAAGCAACGGAGCUCCCCAAACCUUGGGGCGACAUGGAGCUACGUCAAGUUUCAUCGAACUCCGCCGAUGCGAGUGACGCCCUCCUGCCUCAGUCAACUGUCAACUUUUCUCACACAGAGGGUUACAGUAGCGGUAUGGAAUCCGAGGAGAGCUUUUCGGAUGUUGAGAGAGCUGUUCCUGGUGUGCCCACCGAUGCAGACACUAUAAAAAAGAAAGAGCCACGGAAAUAUGUGAAGUACUUCGUUUCUAGAGAGAAAUUUAAAGAUGCUGUUAUAAAAGAAGUGGGACCUUAUUUGAAGAAGUUUUACAAGAAACAUCAGAUUUCGAAGGAAGACUACAAGGAAAUUUUCAAGAAGGUCAUCAAAAAAGUCUGUACAAGUUCCUCGGAGAAAAAGCGUCUAGUUUGUACGAAGGCUAUACAUAGACUUUGCCACACAUACGUGAAGCGGGCUAGGAUACAGAUAAAGUUGGACUGUAAAUUCGGAGAAGGUACGUGACGUCUCUUCUCGCAGCAGCGUCUCGUCUCCCCAUGUAUAAAGUGAGGAAUAAUUGUUCAUAGAUUUCGUAGGUCGACCUCAGGAUCCUCCGGGUGGAAUUGACUAAUUGUAGUGAUUGAUUAUCGACUCAUAAAUACUGCGCAGGUCUCGCUCAUUGAUACA